UCCGGCUUUUGGCAGUGGCUGACCCGGAAGCGAGUGAUCAGCUGGGACGUGGGACACGUGACAUUUUGGUGACACCCGCUGGUAGUGAUCAGCAUGAUCAUGAGUUCUGCCUCGCCAGGACACAAAGCCAUACUGUUACCCCAGGAUCAGAAUCCGACACUUUUGCAUACUGACAAUGCGUCUUUCCAACUCCAAGGGUUCCUCUACCAAGCCGAGAUGUGCAGGAAGAGCUGUGGAUUCUAUGGUAAUCCAGCAUGGCAUGGCUAUUGUUCCAGGUGUUGGAUCCAGCAGCGGCAGCGGGCCCAGCCCCUGACAGACGGUUUUAGACAUCACACAGGAAAGCUACAGGUUAAGCCUGAUAUGAAUGAGACUACACAGCUAUUCAAUAGGAAAGACGCGUUUCAGGCGUUUCAGGAUGAGAGAAACAACCAUGUCAGAAGUCUGCAAUGUACCUCAAGCCAAACUGCCACAGGUUCCAUAUUGCACUUUUCCCAGUCUUGCCUUCUCUCACUGGCUCGAGGAGAUUUUACGGAAUUUCUCAAAGCUCUCCGCAGUCCCGAGGCACAGCCGUUAUUAUCUUGCUGCAAUAAUUUCGUUCAGAGGAUACAAGAGGCUGAGGGGAGUUCUGAGGUCAUAACUGUGGACAAGAAAGCAGAAGAAGUACAGAGCUUCUACCAGCAGAUUGGGCUUUGCUACCCUGAUCACAUGUCUGAUGAGAGAGACCAGUUGAUGGAUAAUAUUGAGAAGCUGGUGAUGACACGACUUUAUAAGUCUGUAUUUUGUCUGCCUAGCUCACAAGAGGAGCAGAAAGAUCUCGCUCUUCAAAAGCGCAUCAAGUCAUUGAGUUGGGUCACGCCAAGGAUGCUUCAACUCCCAAUAGUAGAAGAGAGUGAAGACGAGAAGAAUGGGAUCUCUUGUGCUGUAACUGCACUGAUAGAAAUGGAUUCCAAGAGAGCUCCCCAAGACAAGCUAACCUGCGUGUCUAGAGCUUGUAACUACCUCUACAAAUCCAUACACAUCUCUAAGAAAGAGCCAGCCACAGCCGACGAUUUACUGUCUUGUCUUAUAUAUAGUACACUGAAGGCAAACCCGCCCCGCCUGUGGUCAAACCUGCAGUACAUCACCAGAUUCUGCAAUCCCAGAAGACUUAUGACAGGGGAGUCUGGAUAUUAUUUUACCAGCUUUUGCUGUGCAGCUACUUUCAUCGAGACUCUGGAGGCCUCAUCUCUUGGCCUCACACAAGAAGAGUUUAAUCAUUUAAUGCAGGACUCAGAAGUUACAACGUUUAUUUCAAGUACAUUGCAACAAAUAGAGAGGAACAAGGAACUCCUGGCAGAGCUGCAGCAUCGACAGGAUAUUCUGUUCCAAAAGGCCAAGAGCCUGGGAAAAGAGGUGGAGGCCUGGCCUUUGUCUGUACAGCGAGAAAUUCAGGAAAUCAUCGGUAGAUUCCCCCUGGACACUAAAGCUUCAACACCUAGUUCUAUAUGAUGUAUCUCCAGUGACCUUUUCCUGCAAGAUGGAGAUGCGGACAGGUUCUACCUU
Messenger RNA from Bufo bufo (common toad), 1542 nucleotides. RefSeq names its product rab5 GDP/GTP exchange factor-like. Gene Ontology annotation, molecular function: guanyl-nucleotide exchange factor activity; zinc ion binding; DNA binding. Gene Ontology annotation, biological process: vesicle-mediated transport. Lineage: Eukaryota; Metazoa; Chordata; Amphibia; Anura; Bufonidae. The transcript is spliced from 9 exons. Gene Ontology annotation, cellular component: endocytic vesicle; cytosol. Bases 94 to 1488 code for a protein of 464 amino acids. The record is from RefSeq and is a predicted model, not a curated record.